This is a messenger RNA of Paramisgurnus dabryanus, 1859 nucleotides long. Its product is annotated as thrombomodulin. Gene Ontology annotation, molecular function: calcium ion binding. NCBI's taxonomy places the organism in Eukaryota, Metazoa, Chordata, Actinopteri, Cypriniformes, Cobitidae. The record is from RefSeq and is a predicted model, not a curated record.
AUGCACUUUGGCUGUGCAGUACAUUUAUCAGUUCACAGUCACUGUGGAAUCUUUCUCAGCGCUCAGGCGGGGUUUCCUUCCUAUGUUUACCUUAAUCCCCAGCAUGCGCUUUCUAAGGUACAGACACGCAAAGCCUUGGACACGAUAUAUCCUUAGAUCUGCUGCUGAAGCUGUUCCCUUAGAAUGAAAAUAGAAUGGAUUUUUAUAGUCCAGCAAUCUUGUUUAUUAUGCUAAUUUCGCCUUGUAUGGGAACGGUAGAUCGCUGUGCAUGCUCCCAAAAUCUUAAGAUUUGUUCACGUAUCCAUCAAAUGCCAGUGGACUUUUCAACGGCUCGUGAGAUGUGCCGAGAACAAGGCGAUCAGCUAAUGUCUGUCCGAUCGAAGGAAUCAGAUAAGAUUGUCGGCUUCCUUCUAGAUAAUAUGAUCGGAGACUUUUGGAUAGGAUUGCAUCUCCCAGAGGGAACGUGUUCAAGUAAUACAAGUUUAUUACGCGGAUACGAAUGGACCAGCGGUGCGCAAAGCACGGAAUUUACCAACUGGGCGAGCGAAAGCAUGGCCUGUUCUCCACUUUGCGUGUCCGUGUCCAGCGACAGAACAUGGGUGGGUAGAUCGUGCAGGGAAAAGCUGGAUGGAUUUUUGUGUGAGAACAAUCGAAGAAAUCAAUGCACAGGAAGUGGGUUAUCGAAUGUGGUCAUCCUGGACAAUGCGCACUGUAUGCUUUCGCCCUGUGAACAUGAUUGUAAUCCUGUGUCUGUUGGAUAUACGUGUUCAUGUAGUAAGGGAUUCCGUAUUAAUGAGAAAGAUCCACGCCGCUGUGACUUUCAUUGCGCAUCAACAGUUUGUGAGGCUUUAUGUUUAAGAGAUGGAACGACGUGCUGGUGCCCGGCUGGUUUUGUUAGAAGCGGACAAAACUGUGAGGAUAUAGACGAAUGCGAAUCGAAUCAUGGCUGUGCACAUUUAUGCAAAAACACGAUAGGGAGUUAUAAAUGUACCUGCUUUGAUCCAUUCAUCCCUGUUAACGGAACUGAAUGCACUCUGACCCCUAGUGCAUUUGAGGGUUUCCAAACCACUUCUACACCGGACCUUGUACGCACUACACCGUUUUCCAAUUAUUUAGCCCGGGGGUCACUGUCGACCCCAGGAGAGUUCGUUGGUCUGAUAAUAUUCAUAGUAGUUGCCUUUUUUGCUGUAUUAGUGCUUGUGCGUUAUUUGCGCAGUCGUAAAAAUCCUGUGCAAGAAUGCAGUCCACCGGGUAAUGCCGAGUUUCAAGAAAGUGAAUCUAAGUAAAAUAUGGCAACGUUACUGUUUUAGCCUACAUUGGCUAACCCCCCCACCCCCCUCAUAGAAACAAACUAUUUUCCCCACAAUAUUUAUUGUUUUUCAUAGGGUGCCCCCAAUGUUCUUGUACUCCUUAAUUUUAUAAAUAUUUGGAAGAACUGUAUGCUAUACACUGAAAAAAUAUUAAUUUAAUGUUUUUUUACAUUUUUAAGGUAAGUGGUCAUUUGAUACAUUUUGAUAAAUUAUAGUGGUCGUUGCAAUCAAUUUAUUUAAGCUACAUUUGAACAAAAAAAAUAGAGAUAAAAAACAAAACCAAAAAACUUGCAACCACUUACCUUAAAAAAUAGAGGUAAUUGAAUGAAUCUUUUUUUCAGUGUUCAUGAAAGAUGCUGUAAAAGAUUAGGCUAUGCCUUGUUAAUUACUAUAAAUAUACCCACACCGUCCGUAUAUUUAUAAGUUUAUAUAUUUCCCGAAUACACUGGCAAUAAGACAAGAUGAUGUAUUUUAUGAAUGGGUGUCAAUGGAGAAGAUUAAAUUGUAUUGGCAUAUAUAAAAAAAAAUAUAAAGUCUAUUUGCAACUUU